UUGCUUGGAGCCGCCUUUGCACUCCCAGUCAAUGGCAGAGCAGUUUAUAGUUGUUUGUUUUGUACCUCUGAUGACCAAUGCUCUUGGCAGCAAGAGGAUAUAUCCCAUGAUACCCUCUGUCAUCACUGAAUAGUUUCUAUUCAAGCAGUGACCACGCUUCACACAGGGGCCCAUAAUACAGAUUUAUGAGUCAGACCCACAAGCAGACGUAGAUUAGCCUUCAUGGAGAGUGAACGAUUUUCCCAUCCACCAUCUUAUGACUUUGAGAGGUGAGGGACACCCGUUGUUCCUCCUCUACGUUCACAGGGUACAAGGACACACGACUGGCUCCGUGUGCUAUUUUCACCCAAGAAGCACAUGAUGGUUUUAAUGACGAGGCGGGGAGAUGGAAAGGAAUAGCCGUGAAGUGUUGGCCUUGUGUGCUACUUUACCUGGAGCUACGGCCUGUGUCAUGAGGCGUGUUCGUGUGGAGUGUCACUGCACCACUGGCACCACAGUCUUCGUGCACGCAGCUGUAUAGGAAACGAUCAGGAAAAUAUGGACAGUCUCUCCCUGUCAUACAUAAUUCAAACCAAUACAACAAUAAAAAAAAGUCAGAAGUGGGGAAACAACAACCUCCCAGCAGCCAGGGAUGUAUACAUCCAGUCCAAAAAGGGAAUGCAAAUAUACAGUCCUCUAUGUAGUCAUCACAACCUAAAGCCAUAAUCUAUAGUGCACCAAUGCAUUCCGUCAUAUAUGCCGUCAUAGUUUCCACUGUCCUACUUUCCUCCUUUUGUCUUUUCCAUGUCCUCUUUUCUCUGGGCCUGUUGUUCUGACCCCCCACCUCUGCCUUCACUCCUCUCAUCCUCACCUCAAUUUCCUGUCUGACCUAUUUGACCUGGCAGUGGCCAGACUAUGGCGGACACGCCCUCUGUAAGGUGAUGAUAACAAAAGUCUGUUAUGAGAGUCCAGGAACUUCCAAACGGCAUGUCAUGUGAUUAAGACUGCGCUUAUGUCAGAGUUUAAGCUUUGGAUGGACCGCAAGUCCAUUUGCUGCCCAACUGCCAGCCAGCUUUAGUGAUUGGUAACCUCAAUGAGUGGACAAGAACAGCCCACAAGAAGAGCUUUUGUUUCAUCAUUCUCCAUCUGAGCCUGCACAAUCGGACAACCAUGAACCUGAGUACGCACCAUCACCUUACCAUGAAACACUUCGACCACAGCCCGCUGCCGGCAUACAGCGAGGAGAACAUAACUCAGAAUAUCUCUGUUACUGAAUACAACAAUGAUACGGAAUGCGCCAACAUUAUGAUACCCCAGGAACUGUUCUUGACACUAGGCUUGGUAAGUUUGGUGGAGAACAUCCUGGUCGUCAUUGCCAUCAUCAAAAACAGGAACUUACAUUCUCCAAUGUACUACUUCAUCUGCUGCCUUGCCGUCUCAGACAUGCUGGUUAGUGUCAGCAAUGUGGUGGAGACUGUGUUCAUGCUGCUUAACGACAACGGACUGCUCAUGAUGAUGCCAAGCAUGAUGAAACACCUGGACAAUGUUAUAGACAUCAUGAUCUGUAGCUCAGUGGUGUCUUCGCUGUCUUUCCUCAGCACCAUCGCCGCUGACCGCUACAUCACCAUAUUUUACGCGCUGCGCUACCACAGUAUCAUGACGACCCAGCGCGCCGUCGCCAUCAUUGUCGUUGUGUGGUCGGCUAGCAUCACAGCCAGCACCAUCUUCAUUUUCUACUACACCAACAACGCGGUCAUCAUCUGCCUGGUCACUUUCUUCUUCAUCACUCUGGUCUUCACGGCGGUGCUUUACCUGCACAUGUUCAUCCUAGCGCAUGUGCUCUCCAGGCGCAUCAUGGCUUUCCACAAGAGUCGCCGUCAAGCAACAAGUAUGAAGGGCGCAAUCACUUUGACUAUCUUGCUGGGGGUCUUCAUCAUUUGCUGGGGUCCCUUUUUCCUUCAUCUCAUCUUGAUACUGACGUGCCCCAAAAACCCGCACUGCAAGUGUUUCUUCAGCCAUUUCAACCUUUUCCUGAUUCUCAUCAUUUGUAACUCUCUCAUAGAUCCACUGAUUUACGCAUACCGUAGCCAAGAGCUGCGUAAAACGUUGAAGGAACUCAUCUGCUGUUCUUGGUGUUUUGUGAUGUAGAUAUUGAUUCAGGAGAGAGAAAUGUGAACCAGAAUUCACAGUGACCGUAAUAAGCACUGACAGAUUUGAUCUUUGUCAUUAUUGUGUGAAUAUGUUGAAGUGGACUGACAGGUAAAUGGAAUGGAAAAUCGUACGAAUUUGUUGAAAAACGAAUUUCGAAAAGCUUGAAUCGCUCUAAAAGACAGUAGCCUAACGUACAGGGGUAUUGCUUACCACCUUCUAGUAUGUUUGCCAAAUCUACGCGAGUUUACAUGGAACACACCCCAUGCUCUGCGUUAAAACUGUGAGAAGACCUCCAAUGAAAAGUUAUAUGCACUCACAUCUGCAAUCCACCUCAAAAUGAAGUUGUAUUGAUUUCCCUAUUUAAAACUGCACAUAGAAUGUCAUGUGGAUAUAGAACGUUAAGUAUUUAAGUAUAUAUUUCUUAACGUUGGACUGUAGCUUGCAUGUGGUUUACGAAUAAACAGAAAAGGAAAAAUGAGAAUUCAGGAAUCACAUUGAGAACGCAAGAAC
Messenger RNA from Alosa alosa (allis shad), 2640 nucleotides. RefSeq names its product melanocortin 1 receptor (gene mc1r). Gene Ontology annotation, molecular function: melanocyte-stimulating hormone receptor activity. The record is from RefSeq and is a predicted model, not a curated record. The transcript is spliced from 2 exons. Gene Ontology annotation, biological process: G protein-coupled receptor signaling pathway. Lineage: Eukaryota; Metazoa; Chordata; Actinopteri; Clupeiformes; Clupeidae. Gene Ontology annotation, cellular component: membrane. Bases 1150 to 2127 code for a protein of 325 amino acids.